Molecule: messenger RNA, 908 nt
Organism: Cryptotermes secundus
Lineage: Eukaryota; Metazoa; Arthropoda; Insecta; Blattodea; Kalotermitidae
Product: neuroligin-4, Y-linked-like
Exons: 1
Coding region: 324-908 (194 amino acids)
Biological process (GO): modulation of chemical synaptic transmission; postsynaptic membrane assembly; presynaptic membrane assembly
Cellular component (GO): synapse; postsynaptic membrane; cell surface
Molecular function (GO): signaling receptor activity; neurexin family protein binding
Source: RefSeq, a predicted model, not a curated record
GCAGUUCGAAACAGUCUAGCUGUUGUAUAAAUACUUUCAUACUUCUUAAUGAGAGUGAUAACUCUCUGAGUUCUUAAUUUGUAACAAAAAUAUACCAAUGAGCUGAAUUAAAUUAGGAGAUAAAACGAACCUUGGAUCAGGAAAGUGAUCUUUAAUGACAGAGCGAUCUAUACACUUGCCUCGUCUCUCACUCUAUCUCCAAAUCGUUGCUUUUAUGUGCAGUUGAAACAAAUUUAAACUGAAUCGCCUUAAAAUAGGAAUAAAAUACGUGAGAGACAUAUACACCACUCCAUAAAACGAUCCGAAUAUUACAGUGAAAGAAGAUGGCUGUUCAGAAAACUUUAUGGAAUACCAGAACUUACGUGUGUUCUAAACAAAUUAAUGCUGAGACUUCAAGGUCUAUUGCCAUUUUAUUGGCAUUAUACGUGUUGAUAGGCGUCGUUAACCUUAAAAGCGAUGCCGCGGCAACUGGAUCAUCUUCAUCAGCUGCAUCGUCAUCUUCAUCAGCUACAUCAUCAACGUCAUCAACUACCUUAAGUUCAAGAACAGUGAGGACAAAAUAUGGCGAUGUCAGCGGUGUGAUAGUGACCUUUGAUAGUAGGCAUUUAGAACCUGUAGAGGUGUUCCGAGGAAUUCCCUACGCAUCGCCACCUACAGGAAAUCUGAGGUUUAUGCCACCAGUAACAGGGGCAUUGUGGUCUGGUGUGAAAAUGGCCGAGCAUUUCGGUCCAGUGUGCCCCCAGAAAUUACCUGACAUCUCUAAUGAAACGCUUGCUUUGAAGAGGAUGCCUAAGGGGAGAGUGGAGUAUCUGAAAAGGCUCUUGCCCUAUCUACGGAACCAAAGUGAAGACUGCUUGUAUCUCAACAUCUACGCACCGGCUCAAGGUAAGGGAUCACAGUCAAAUUGA